AAGAUUUCUAAAAUAUUCUAAAAAAAAGAGAAAAAUAUUUCUAAAAUCAGAGAAUCCUUCGUUUUCUCUCUCCCUGAUUCUUUUCCUUCUUCCUCUUCAGCUUCGUUUUCUCUCUCCUCUGUCGUCACCGUCGCUUCUUCACCGCCGGAGAUCGAUCUGCUCCACCGCCGGUGAUCUCUACCCUCUUCCAUAUCAGACUAAUUCAGGUUUAAGUACUCUGUUAAUUUCUAUACAAUUUUAUCCUGGUAAAGCCAAUCCUCCUGAAAUUGCAUCUAUUGGAGGUGUUAGAGUAUUUUUAUGUUUUGGUGUGUUCAUCUCUUUUGGAUUAUGUCUAAGGUUUAUUUUGAUCAUAUGAAUUAGCUGUUUGGAAGUUACUUUUUGUAUAUUUGGAUUUCAAGAUUUUAUAGUGUUGAAUGCCGCCAAUCUGCAAUUAGUUUAUUGUUUGGAGUGAUUGCAUAUAGAAGUAAUAGAACCAACCAAAUUGAAUGGCCAAUAUUUAUUUUUGGCCGAUUACUGUUAUAGUUAUGAAUUAUCUGAAAUUCUCAAAUCUAAGCAUGGGUAUUGUUCUUUAAAGGAUUUGUUUAUAUUUUGUGCGACUAUAUCAACGUUGUUGCUGUGUGAAUCGCAAUGUUGUUACUUUAGUACAACAAUAUUACAAUAGUAUUAUCUUAGAUAUUUUAGCCUUCUAAGCUUCCUAUAUUCAAAAGCAUUUCGGUACAAUUGGCUUUGGAGAGUUUAACCUGCUUAACCGAGCAUCUUUUUCUUAGUGUUUAAUCCAUAAGCCUAUUUCUUAAUUUCCCUUCGCCUCUGUGGUUUGUUCUUUGGUUCGUCAGGUUCUUCUUUCUUUCUUGUGCUUACUUAUCUUCUGUUAUGUGACCCUCUUUUUAUAAGAAACUCUUAUCAUAUUUUGACAUUUCUACUUAUAUGUUAAAAAAAUUAAGUUUCAUUUUUAGAAUUGGUAUCCUCGAAGUCAAAUUGUUUUACUGUUCCCAGAAUGAUAGUCAGUCUAGUGCCUUACUUGGAGCCAUCGUCCUUCCCUCUCUGAAAAAAGAAGGGAACUUUUUUUUUAAAGAUGGAGUUGACUCAUGUUACAAAGGAGCGAGUGAUGCUGAUAGGUUAAAAUCAGGAUCCCUGUCAAAUCAUUGGUUCCGUUUUAUUGUUCUACCAUCUAUAAUAGUUGCAAUCUCUUAGCUUAUACGCAUUACAAGUUAGCUGUAAAAUUCAACUAACCAAAUCAAUCUUUGUACUUAGAACCUUGUAGUUGUAGCUCAUUUGUAAUGAUCAGUGUGGACAAAUCUCUGAAAAAAACUUCUCCUGAUGUAAAGGGCAGGGGAUAUCGACAGGUCUUACUUAGUUACGUUGAGUAGAAUAAUAGAUAUUGGUUCUGUUCUAUACGGAACAUAUAUUUUGUUCCCUUCCCUUCCCUUAACAAGAGAAGUGAUGUGGUAAUACAGACAGCAGGAGAUUAUUUUGAUUUGGUAAAAGCUUGUAACAUCAGACUAUCAGAGCAGAGAUGAGGGAGUUUAUCUAGGUCUAUAUUAGUACAUAAAGUGCAAUUAAGACAAGAUCAUGUUUUGUUCUGGUACUUGGAUAUUAUAACCUUUGGGGGUUUUUGAGGUUUUAGAUGACCCACAAAGGUCACAAAGAGUCAAAGCUCUGUAAACGAGAUUCAAGGGUGAACUAAAGUGCUUUGAGGCUAGUCAUGGAUAAUUUUCUAAUUAGUCCUUAAUCUUAUGUUAGUCUUGUACCUUUAUAAUUGGUGCUAUUUCUUACGAAGUAACAAAUAAGGUCUCUAAAAUUGUGCCAAGUUUCAUUAAAAUAUAUUUAAGCUUUGUGUUAGGAGCUAAGGUAAUCUUAACAUCCACUCUUUUAUGGAUUACACUUAAAUUUCCAUUAAAGUAACCAAGGUAUUCUGUUUUAACCAAAGAUCUAGGAAUCAAGCUGUGGUUUUCGAACCUGUAAACUUCCCAGUAGCUUUGUGCUAUUGCUGCUGUUGUUUCAUUUUAAGUACUGCUUCACAUUGAAUGUUGCCUUGCAAUAUCUAGUUGGAUGUGUUUAUACUUUAUAGUGCAAUAGCUAGUUUGGAGUUUGUUAUUGCAACAGGCUAGUGCUCAGUGGCUAUUGUUAAGCUUCAGAAGGUCCUUAGGGAUUGGACAGCAAGUGACAUUGGAACAACAGGCCAGUGCCAGUGCUCAGUGGCUAUUGUUAAGCUUCCCGUCCAGUUUUUUUUUUGGCAGAAUGUUCUCAUCUAGUAUGAAGAACGGGAUUGGACAGCAAGUGACAUUGGAACAACUUUCUGAAGGUCUCGGUGAGCUGUCAGCCUACUUUUUUUAUCCCAAGGUUGAGAUAACUGGCGGUCUGUUCAAGCCAGUGCCUGGAACUAAUCAAGAUGAUGGCAUGAUCAGGUAUUCAAUAAUCCGAGGGAGCGACCUUUCACCUUUGAGGAGAUAGAUGAAGUUCGAGAAAUGUUGGCAAAAUUCAUUACCGGUGAUUGUCUUUGAUAUUUUCUUGUACUGAAUCUUAAAUUAUGGAUGCUAGCUAGUUUUUCAUAUGAUUGUAAUGUAAUCGACUUUUAUAUUAACAGUUAUAUACUAUUUAAUUUAAUUAUCUAUAUAAUUGGAUACUUUUUAUAUGACGUAUGGAGGUUAAUCAGUGGCGUGGUCCAAUUGUAAUAUGUAGCAGGGAAAUUGGUUAUACAACAAAUCUAGAUCAAGUGCGGCUCAUUUAUAGGCCAAGUGCGGCUCAUUUUUAUGCUUGUACUGCCUAUUUCUAUGUCAAGUGCGGGCUCAUUUUCAAAUUUGGCAGCACCAAAUAUGUCAAGUGCGGGCUUAUUUUCAAUAUUGGCAGCACCAAAUAUGUCAAGUGCGAGCUCAUUUUCAAAAUUGGCAGCACCAAAUAUAUCAAGUGCGGGCUCAUAUUCUAAAAUUGGCAGCACAAAAUAUGUCAAGUGCGGGCUCAUUUUCCAAAUUGGCAGCACUUGAAACAUCGAGUGCUGCCAAUAUUUUGGCAGCACUUGAGAAACAUCAAGUGCGGGCAGGCCAUGUGUUGCACAUGUAAAAUCCCGCACUAAACCCCUUAAAAUGAGCCCGCACUUGAGGAUUUUUCCUCUAGUGAUAGAUGGUGACUUCGUGGACGAGGCUAAUGCCAAUCGACAUUCUGAAAUUGGUGGUCGCUUCUUGGGUUUGCCUGAGGGGUAUCGGUUGGUUGUGCCGAGGAAGAAACAGACGGUGGCCGACUGCCCUGAGGGGCAUGUUGUCGUUUAUACGAAGAUGUUUGAUUAUGGGUUGCGUUUUCCCUUGCACCCGUUUAUUGAGAAGGUUCUGCGAGCUUGGAAUGUCGGCCUUGUUCAGGUAUCUCCUAUAGUUAUCCGAAAUUUGGUGGCCUGUACUUGCCUGUUCUCCUUCAAGCAGUGGCCUUUGACGUUGAAUUUAUUCAAGAGACUCCAUUGGUUGAAGCGUGACGGUAAGGAGACUGGCUGGUGGACGAUCUUUACCAAAUCGCAGAGGCUGGUUGUGAAUCCACGACUUUCUAAUUGUAAGGGCUGGAAGGAUCAUUUCUAUUUCAUGGCUGUUCCUGAGGAUUAUCCUCUUCGUCUCACUUUCUUCCAGCCUAAACCCAGGAUGGAGCAGUUUGAUCAGGCUGACCUUGGUGUUCGUGAGCAACGCGCCUAUGAUAGGAUGCUAGUUGAGUAUGUGAAUGUGGGUCUCUCUAAGCCGAAGACUCUACCGGCGUUUUGGCUACCCCCUGCCGGUUAUAUUCUUAGCCCUGCUGCGCUGGGUGCAGUUGGUCUCGCACCCACACAUCCCCUUGGGCAUCAUCUAUUGAACAAGGCUGCACUCGGCCUUGACAAGAAUUGGAAGGUGAUUGAAAGGUGUCGUGACGCCCUUUCCGAGAAAUAUUACACGGUUGCCACCUUCUGUGCAAAAGCUUGUCGUGGUCGGCCUCCGACUUUUGUUACUCCUUCCGUUAUUCUGAACAGAGGUGUUGUUCCUCGGGUUACUCGAACAAAAGUUCCUGCUGCAGCUGAAGCUACUUCCUCCGAUCAGCCUGAGAUGUCUACUGGUAAUAGGUUCGUUUCUCUUCCUACCGGCCGAGGGGGGCACACUACUCGAAAGAGGUCUUCCCUUCAGACCAACGCUAAUUCUCCCAAACGGUCUAAAAAUGAUGCUGAGAAGCCGGCUCAGGAGAAGGUUAAGGAUUUUUAUGCUAGUGUUGAUAAGCCCUUGCAGACCUCGGGUGCUGGCGCGAAGGUUCUUGAACAGCCUGCUAAGUCGGUCGAGAUUUUGGAUGUUGAUCUGAUGUCUAAACUGAACCGGAAGCAGGUGAUGAGUGAUCUAAUUAGUCAGCCGUGCCACCCUGUGCCCAUCUCGAGGCACAGUCCGAGUAUAAACAGGUGUGCCAGCUCGGCGUCUAAGUAUGGGGUCAUAGUUCGUUCUGGCGACUAUAUCGAGGAUAAGACCAUUAUACUGUCUCCGGAUACCCUUGCCGGUCUUUGUUUUCCUCCUGGUCACGCUGAUGAGCAUUGGCAGCCGUCGACCGAUGUGCUAAGGGGCGAGUCGAUCUAUUCUGUUUGACCGUCCCAAAGAUGGGGGCACACUGGGCUAUCGGUCUUUGCGUCAAGUUGUCACACCUGCCGAUGGUGUGCCGCAAGAGAUUGAGACGUCGGCUGCACAGUUGAUUCAUGACCUGUAUUCGGUGACCCAAUCUGCGACCGAGCUUGUGUAGUGCUAUCGGAGUUAUCAAUGUUGUUUAAAACGAUCACAAGCUGAGAAAGAGAAGCUUCAGGGUGAUAAUGCUGAAUCCGUCAAGACUGAAGGUGAAUGCCGAAAGCAGAUUGCGCAACUUGAGCUGGAUGUUAUUGCUGCAGGCAAUAGGAAGGUCGAAUUGGAGCUUCUUCCAGCCAAGUUGGAGGAAGAGGAGAAGAAGUCAGCUGAGCUGCAGGUUAAGCUAGAUGCGGCGUUGAAUUUAGCCCGGGAGGUUGAGAAGGCUACCAAAGAUGGUCGCAAAGCAUUGGCACUGAAGGCCGUGAAGAAGUUUAUGAAGUCUGACUUUUACUGCGAGGAGAUGAAGGGACGUUACAACAGUGGAUGGACUGCUGCCCACCGCUGUGCGGUUAAGUCUUUAAAUUUGACAGAAGCUGCCUUGGGUAAGGUCGAGGUAUCUUAUGAGGAGGGUGACCAUGUUAAGCCGACUAGCAUGGAGACUCAGACCUUUCCGGACAUGGUUAUUCAGAGUGCUGACCCCCGCCUUCUGUCAGAUAGAGAGAUUCCUGAGUCUGCCUAUUGGAGUGAUGCAGACGGUUCAGCUUGACGGUCUUGGCAGUCAUCACCAGGCUCUUCAUGUGGCUCUUCCAACAGUUUUUUCAGGCCUCGCACUUGUUAAUAUCUGUUGGUAGUUUUGUGAAUGUUAUUGGCGGAUGUAAUUUAUAAACAAUUUCUUUUGCUUCUUUCUAGCUGUUGUGGCACUUGUCUUUUGCCGUGUAUUCGUGUUUCAAGAACGUUGUGUUCGUCUUGAUAGAGCCGUUUGUGCCUUUUAGCAACUACUCACUCCGCAUUUGCUAUUUUUUGGGUGGUGGCUGUCGUCUCCGUAUUUCUUAAUCUUUUGUGGGAUGUAUUUAAUGGAUUACUCGUUUCUUGCU
Messenger RNA from Spinacia oleracea (spinach), 5638 nucleotides. RefSeq lists its product as uncharacterized. Bases 3081 to 4574 code for a protein of 497 amino acids. The transcript is spliced from 5 exons. Lineage: Eukaryota; Viridiplantae; Streptophyta; Magnoliopsida; Caryophyllales; Amaranthaceae. The record is from RefSeq and is a predicted model, not a curated record.